Molecule: messenger RNA, 1843 nt
Organism: Wyeomyia smithii (pitcher-plant mosquito)
Lineage: Eukaryota; Metazoa; Arthropoda; Insecta; Diptera; Culicidae
Product: zinc finger protein 728-like
Exons: 2
Coding region: 145-1656 (503 amino acids)
Biological process (GO): regulation of transcription by RNA polymerase II
Cellular component (GO): nucleus
Molecular function (GO): RNA polymerase II cis-regulatory region sequence-specific DNA binding; DNA-binding transcription activator activity, RNA polymerase II-specific
Source: RefSeq, a predicted model, not a curated record
AUUCAUGAAAUAAGUGUGAAGAAACGUUAUAAUUUCCUACAGUGUACCCAAUUCUAAAAUGGCAACAAACAAACUGAGUGCGGUGAGUUGAAAUAUUAUGUGGUGAAAUGCGUAAAACGCAUAAAAUCUUUGAGGUUGCUGUAAAUGACAACCAAACACACAGCAAAAGAAAGAAUAACGGUACGAGAUAAAAUACAAUGCGGUCUGGCUUGGAAUGGAAAUAAGAAUUCUUACGCUUGCUUGCUAGAGUUAUUUCGUGUGUGUGUUUUUGUGCGAAUGGAGUUGAGUGAGACUACUUUAAUAAAAAUGGAGGAAAAAUCCGGAACGAUAAAAGUGGAAGAGCUUACGAUAUUCGACACUCUGUUGGAUGUUGUAAAAUCUGACCUACCGAUCACCAAGAAUGAUGGACGCUCUUUCAGAGAGGAAUCGGCACCACAAGAUUACUAUACUAUCGAUAAAACCGAUGGUGAAAUUGCCGCUUCUAGCUCAAGCGAAACGAAUGAAUUGGGAACGAACCCUACUGAUGGCAUCCAACGGAAAGACAUUUGCAACAUUUGUGGGAAGGAGUACGAAACAAACCGAAUUCUCUGUCAGCACAAGAAAACACAUAAUGACGAACAAUCGUUCAUUUCUGACGAAGGCAGCGACACGUUAAGCACAGCCCGCAAGCUUAACAACCAUAAUACGCAUCAUACAGCGGAAAAUAUAUACAAGUGCGAUAUAUGUCAGAAAACUUUCCUCCUGGAAAAGAAAAUAAGGAGACACAUGAGGCAACACACCAACCAUCGCUCCCAUAAAUGUCUCAUUUGCGGAAAAGGAUUUAUCUACAAAUCGCAUCUUAAAAGGCAUACGCUUUUCCACAGUGACGAGCGACAAUACAGAUGUGAUAUCUGCGGCAAGGAUUACAAAUCAGUAUACAAGCUUAAUGAGCACACAAAGUAUCACACAUCCGUCGAGGAUGAUUCGCACAGAUGCAGCCUUUGCGGGAAAGUCUUCGAUCGUCGCUCUUACCUCUUAAAACAUAAGCACAUUCACAGUGAGGGAGAACCACACAAAUGCGACAUCUGCGGAAAAGAUUUCAAAUUACUAGAUUAUCUAAAUAGUCACAGAAAGUAUCACACAAUUCAUGAAAAUGAUUUGCACAAAUGUCCCAUUUGCGGGGAAGGUUUCGUGCUUCACCGCAUACUUUCAGAACAUUUGGACACCCACCGUGACGAGCGGCACAGAUGCGACAUCUGCGGCAAAAAUUACCAGUCAGUAAAGAAACUGGAUUAUCACAUGAAGUAUCACACAACCGGAAAGGAUGAACUGCAUAAAUGCACCAUUUGUGGGAAAGGCUUGAUUAAUCACUCUACCCUUUUGAAACACAUGCAGACUCACAGUGACGAGCGAAAGCAUAGAUGCGAUAUCUGCGGCAAGGAUUACAGAAAAGCAGAUACUCUGAAUGAACACAAGAAGCAUCACACAUCCGGUGACGAUGUACUGCACAAAUGCACCAUUUGCGGAAAAGGCUUCGUGCGUCGUUACGCGCUUAAACAACAUUUGGCAACUCAUAGUGACGAACUAGGGUACAAGUGCGAAAUUUGCGGCAAGCAGUACAAAAGCAGAGGCGGACUUUACUUGCACAGAAAGACACAUAACGGCGAACAAUCGUGAUGAACUCAACGGAACGUUCAAAGCUUCCCGACUUAUUUUAAUUUCCACGAGGCACAUGUCGAAGCGCUGCGCGACCAAUCAAAUCAAUUCCAAUGUAAUAACUGUGUCGCGCAUUCAUUAUAAAAACAACUUUGUAUAAUAAUGGAUCAAGUACGAUGGAGCGAUCGUAAUGCUCGAUUUGAUAAAA